Molecule: messenger RNA, 1091 nt
Organism: Rhodamnia argentea
Lineage: Eukaryota; Viridiplantae; Streptophyta; Magnoliopsida; Myrtales; Myrtaceae
Product: mitochondrial carrier protein CoAc1-like
Exons: 7
Coding region: 8-1009 (333 amino acids)
Biological process (GO): transmembrane transport
Cellular component (GO): mitochondrial inner membrane
Source: RefSeq, a predicted model, not a curated record
CAAAGACAUGGAAUCUUCCCGUGUGGGAAGAUUCAUGCAUGUCUGGUCAGAGAAUGGGGACGACUGCUUCGUCGAUGCUUUGCCAGUUUGCGUGAGGGAAUUGAUCGCUGGAGGUGCUGCUGGUGCCUUUGCCAAGACUGCCGUGGCGCCCCUUGAAAGGAUCAAAAUUCUCUUGCAGAUCAGAACUGAAGGAUUUCGUUCCAUUGGUGUGUACGAGUCCUUCAAGAAGAUCCUCAGGCAUGAAGGUGUUCAAGGGCUAUACAAAGGAAAUGGCGCGAGCGUCAUCCGGGUAGUCCCGUACGCAGCGCUGCAAUACAUGACGUACGAGCAAUACCGGGGUUGGAUCUUGGACAACUGUCCCUCGCUUGGGACGGGUCCUUUUAUCGACCUCCUGGCGGGCUCUGCCUCCGGAGGAACGGCUGUGCUGUGUACAUAUCCCUUGGAUCUGGCUCGGACGAAGCUUGCUUAUCAGGUGAUGGAUUCAUAUUCUAGUGAAAAUCCUCAUUCUCAUCCUCGACACCCGAGGCUUCGCCAUAUCUUCAGGAACGUCUAUCGAGAAGGCGGAGUGCGUGCUUUCUAUCGAGGCAUAGGUCCGACAUUGGUAGGGAUUCUUCCGUAUGCCGGCUUGAAGUACUAUAUCUACGAGGAGCUCAAGCUCAAGAUUCCGGAGGAUCGCCAAGAUUCGAUCGUGAUGCGUCUCUCCUGUGGCGCUUUGGCGGGGUUGGUCGGGCAGACAUUCACAUAUCCAUUGGACGUCGUGAGGCGACAGAUGCAGGCUGAGACUGCGGAACUGGGCAAUGCCCGGUUCAAGAACACCAUAGAGGGGCUUUCGAACAUCGUUCGCAAUCAAGGGUGGAGACAAUUGUACGCCGGUUUAAGCAUCAAUUACAUCAAGGUGGUGCCUUCAGUGGCCAUUGGGUUCACAGCGUAUGAUGUGCUCAAAUCUUGGAUGCAUUAUUCAAACCAGCAAAACGCUCAUCACUCGUCAUCUUCGAAUGCACAAAAUUGAGCAGAGAAAUAGUCUGUCCAAUGCCCGAUCACGGACAGACGCGAAAGUAUUAUCGGAUUCGAGGUUUGUUCCACCCUUCUCA